AUGUCUGCGACGCCUCGAAAGCCCGGCUCACCAGCCAAUGCCAACAAAUCCGCGUCAGACUCAACAACGAACGGCACCCCAUCGCGAGGUCAUACUAGAUCUCCUACUACAACAUCAAACGGCCUGUCCCGGUCUCCGUCUCUCCGCGGUUCGACUCCCGUAUCCGCACGAGCAGCUGCCAGAAAGCCCAACCGCUCAUCCAACCUGAGUAUGUCGAGCGUUCCAAAAGUUGCCGCUGAUCCGUCGGAGGAAGAAGCGCGCGCCCAGAAUGCGGCGCUCAUCGAAGAUCUAAAAGAACAAUUGCAAAAGGCGGAGACCGCUUCUGAACAAUAUCGCAAGCAACUUGGUGUGCUGCAGAUGCGCCUCGACGAGGCCGUCAGCGAGCAAUCGAAGCUGGAAGACCAUGGCCAUGAGAGAGACAGUAAAAUUGAAGCAUUGAACGGCGAGAUCCGUGACCAUGUUCGCCAAAUUCGUGACCUAGAGCAGGCGCAUGAAUUGGAGCGGAAUGCCAUGCUCCAGGAGAAGGAGCAACAAGCAAGCCGGGAAGAAGAAAUGCAGGCCACCAUUCAGCGCCUGAAAGAGACCGUAUCCCAGAGGGAUAUGCGGAUUGGUACCGAUGGCGAUAAAAAUGUGUCGCGCUCUUCCAGUUUCCGCAACCGAGCCUCCCCGGACAUUGAUGGACAAUUUGCCCCUUCAUCUCAAAUCGAACGGAGCCCCUCGCGGAAUAACUCCAAAUUACUCUUGCAGAAGGAUAAAUUGAUCGAGUCUUUGCGCCUCGAGUUGGCCGAGUCUCAGAUCAAACUUGUGGAGAUGGAGAACAAAGGUGGAGGCCGACAAAGAGAGCUGGAAAAGGAACUGUUGGAAGCUCGCAUGGCGAAUGCUCGUCUGAUGGAAGAUAAUGAGAGCUACCAACUACUCCUCAGUGAGAGAACCCUUAAUGGCGAUUUCGCCAAGGGUGAUUUCAUGCGGGAAGUCCAUCCUGACUCUUCAGACAAUAAGGAAACCGGCGGCGGUUUGGGUUCAUUAGCCGAUGAAUUGGAAUCUGCCGAUGCUCGACCUGAGCCCGACGAUAACCGCAGACUUGAGGCAGAGCUCAAGGCGCUUAAGGACCAGAACAAAGCUCUGACGCUGUAUAUUGAGCGGAUCAUCAGUCGACUCUUACAGCAUGAGGGAUUCGAGCAUAUCCUGGAUAAGAACGAGACCGAGCCAUCUGCCAAACAAGGCGGCAGCGAUAAAGAUCUUCCCCCGACUCCCCCAGAGAAGGAUGACCCGAAUCAGCAAACCCUCUUGCAAAGAGCUAGAUCUGUUGUCUCCGGCCAAAACACUAGGCCCCAGCCACGCUCCCGUCCAACCAGCAUGAUGCCGCCUCCCACCAGUGCUCCGAACGCCCACGAGAACCCUCAAACAGCACCUAGCAUCCCCUUAAACCGCGGCCAGUCAGUACGAGCUGGUCAUCGUCGGACGAGGUCAGAACAAACAACAGACCUGGGAGCUGCAGUUGUCGUUGGCCAAAUGUAUCGCGGUCGCAACUCUGGCGGCCCGAUGAGUCCCACUAUGAUGGGACCUGGCUCACGCAGCACCUUUACCGGGCCAAGUUACGGACCAGGACAAAUGUCUUCCAGCAGUCGUGCGCCUUCGCUGUCUAGCCAGCCAGAGCGUGAUCAUCUAAGCAGCUCGGCAAGUGUGUCAAGCGACCCUCCUGGCGACACAGCGUCUACCGGGGCAACUUCUAACUCUCCUCGUUCGAGCAAUGGCAUGACAAACUACACGGGAGCGGUCAUGACCCAAAGCAAGUUACGACCGCUUCGACUAGUUAGUGAGUCUAAGGCCGCUGAGGACGAGGAAGCUGCCCGAAAGAAGGCGAACAGGGGAAGUUGGAUCUCAUGGUUCAACCGCCCAGGUUCGAGCGAGGCUGCACAACAGUGA
Messenger RNA from Aspergillus puulaauensis, 1926 nucleotides. RefSeq lists its product as uncharacterized. NCBI's taxonomy places the organism in Eukaryota, Fungi, Ascomycota, Eurotiomycetes, Eurotiales, Aspergillaceae. The record is from RefSeq and is a predicted model, not a curated record. Bases 1 to 1926 code for a protein of 641 amino acids. The transcript has 2 exons.